UCACGUGGCGGCCAACUGCGCAUGCACAGCGGUAGGAAUGGGCGGGACUAGCCGUACUAUAAAAGCCUUGGUCGAGCCCUAGUCGUCCUCUGUUCGUGCUGGAAGGGCUGUUUGAGGUGAGAAACAAUCGAAUGAAAGCUGCUGGCUAAUGUGACCAUCGGAACUAGUUCUGAAGUUCGUAACGCUUCAUACUCUUCUCUGAAGCAAACUGAUGGAGGUUAACACUGGUGCUGUGUGUAUGUCUGUGGAUAGUUGUAUGAAAUGAUCAGUCUCUGCUUUAUUGAAGAUGCUCAGACUUCAUCGGCUGUGGAUAUCUCUUCGCCAGCCUAGAACACAAUAUUUUGGGACAGAUGCUGGUACCAGAGGGAAGGGAGAAAGUCUUCGAAACAGUAUGGGUGAUAGAAAAACUUGGGAUAACAUCUACUCCAAAAAUUCCCACAAUGGAUUUUCACAUUUCGACUGGUUUUUCGGUUAUGAACAACUGAAAGGUCGUCUUCUCUCCCUUAUUAGUGAAAUUGCUCUGGGUGAGCACACUGGGUCACCAAUACGUGUGUUGGAUUUGGGUUGUGGCACUUCUGAUGUUGGAGUUGGUUUAUUUCGAGACUCUCCGCUUCCACUUCUGAUAUCCUGUGUGGAUAACUCUGCUCCUGCAAUUCACGCUAUGAGAAAAAGCCUUCUAACAGAAACGCCCAUUGUGCCUGCCCAUCAAGAUUCCCAACUGGAAUAUUUGGAGAGUGAUGUUACUCAGCUUCAUGGUUUUCUGUCUGGUAGUGUAUCACUUGUCUUGGACAAAGGGACCUCUGAUUCUCUCCUCCGAUCAGGAAGGGAACAGGCUCAAAAAAUGGUUUUGGAAGCCCUACGGGUUCUGAAGAAAGGGGGAAAAUUGGUUCAGUUCACCGAUGAAGAUCCAGAUGCCAGACUUCCUUUUUUAGAAAAACUUGGAGCCCAACCAAAUGUGACAUUUCACGACUUAGCGCUUAAUGAUGGAGUGACAUACUAUGCAUAUAUUGUGACCCGAGUCGCAUAGGCAUCAAUAAAUCAGUUGUUUUGUUUAUAUUUAUUACAAAAAUAAUGACUUGGUAUGCAAAUUUACAUUAAAGGAAAUGUUUACAGAGAGAAA
Molecule: messenger RNA, 1120 nt
Organism: Rana temporaria (common frog)
Lineage: Eukaryota; Metazoa; Chordata; Amphibia; Anura; Ranidae
Gene: CSKMT
Product: citrate synthase lysine methyltransferase
Exons: 4
Coding region: 287-1027 (246 amino acids)
Molecular function (GO): S-adenosylmethionine-dependent methyltransferase activity
Source: RefSeq, a predicted model, not a curated record